CUAGAAAGCUGGGUUUUGAUGAUAGGCUAGCCUAUGUUAGUCUUGUUGGCUUAAGUGGGGGUCUUCUUCUCUUUUGGGAUUUCUAUGUAAAUAUUAUCCAAAUUAAGAAAAAAUCCUUCUAUAUUGCUGUUGAAUUUUCUUUAGGCCUUGAUCCCCCUCAAUGGGGCAUUUUUGUGUAUUUUAGCACUUGUAAACAGGCUCGAAUCUCUCAGUGGGAGGAAUUGUUAGAAGAUAAAGAUCAUUGGGGUGACAGUUGGUUCACUAUUGGAGAUUGGAAUGAUCUCAGAACAGCUGAAGAAAAAUUGGGAGGUAUCAAAAAGAGCAGCAGGAGUUUUCUGGGGUUCAAUUCUUUCAUCAAUAGAAUGGGAAUGGAUGAGCUUCCUUUGCAAGGCUACAAAUUUACAUGGUGUAACCUCAGAGAUGGAGAAGGCAUGGUGGAAGAGAAACUAGACAGAGGUUUUGCCUCUUUCUCUUGGACCCAAAGCUAUCAAAAUGCCUGCAUUUCAAAUAAGAUCAAAAGUGCUUCAGACCACUCUCUUCUUCUGCUGGAUUUGGGGCAACAAAACAACAAGAGGACAGCCAGAUUCCACUUUGAUGAGAGGUGGAUAGGGAUGGAAGGAUUUCAAGAAACAGUAGAAGCAGCCUGGUCCCAGCACACUGAAGGUACCCCUUUCUUUAGGCUCAAGGAGAAGGUAAAGAACACUAAAGUGGCUCUUUUAACUUGGAGUUCCCAGCUGAAAUCAAAAAAUCAAAUGACCAUUGAAGUCCUAACCAAGAAGCUGGAAAUCUUGAGGGAAGAUAAAGCAGAGGACUAUUGGGAUCAGUGGAACAAGACUAGAAAUGAUCUCAAUGAAGCUCACAGACUUGAAGAACAAUACUGGCAACAAAAAUCUAGGCUGAGAUGGAUUAAAGAAGGGGAUGGGAACACCAAAUUUUUUCAUGCUUAUACUCUUCAAAAGAUGAAGUUGAAUGCUAUAUCCAGACUCAUCACACCUCAAUGUAAUGUUCUCACCUCUCGGGUUGAUAUUGAAAAUCACAUCUCUGAAUUUUACUCUGAUCUCUUUCACACUGAGGGCUCCUGGGAUGGUGACUCUAUCCUUCAGCUAAUCCCUAGAACAAUUUCUGAUGAUAUGAACCAAGAUCUCCUUAAACCUGUUUCUGAGGAUGAAAUAAAGUCAGCUCUCUUUUCUCUACACCCUGAGAAAUCACCAGGUGAGGAUGAAAUGAGUGCCUU
Messenger RNA from Striga hermonthica, 1234 nucleotides. Lineage: Eukaryota; Viridiplantae; Streptophyta; Magnoliopsida; Lamiales; Orobanchaceae. The record is from the annotation of a GenBank genome assembly.